This is a messenger RNA of Chionomys nivalis (European snow vole), 1768 nucleotides long. RefSeq names its product BUD13 homolog. Gene Ontology annotation, biological process: mRNA splicing, via spliceosome. NCBI's taxonomy places the organism in Eukaryota, Metazoa, Chordata, Mammalia, Rodentia, Cricetidae. Gene Ontology annotation, cellular component: RES complex; U2-type spliceosomal complex. The record is from RefSeq and is a predicted model, not a curated record. Gene Ontology annotation, molecular function: RNA binding. The transcript has 2 exons. The coding region runs from base 59 to 1768 and encodes 569 amino acids.
UCUGGAGGCAGGAUUGCUCUUCUAGGACUGACAGGUCAGCCUCUCCCUCGUUGCUGUCAUGGUGGCAGCUCCACCGCUCUCCAAGGCUGAAUAUCUGAAGCGCUACUUGUCUGGGGCAGAUGCCGGCCAGGAAGGAGGUUUAAAGUCCCGUCGGAAGAGGUACAAAAAAGGACCAAAGCUGGGAGGCACCACUGGCAAGGGAUUGCGGAUCGUUGAUGAUGAUGUGGGCUGGGCAGCUAUCUCUACUGCUAAGCCGGAAAAGGAGGAAAAAGAAGAUGGAGAUUUGCCUGUGGUGGCUGAGUUUGUGGAUGAGCGUCCAGACAAGGUAAAGCAGAUGGAGGCCUUCCGCUCCAGUGCCAAAUGGAAGCUCCUGGAAGACCACAGUGGAGAUGGACAUUUCCAUCAUGAUGAACAAGAUCCAUCUUCUCCUAGGAGGUCCCGUCAUGACACCCCAGAUCCAUCUUCUCCCAGGAGGGCCCGUCAUGACACCCCAGAUCCCUCUCCUCCCAGGAUGGCCCGUCAUGACACCCCAGAUCCCUCUCCUCCCAGGAGGGCCCGUCAUGACACCCCAGAUCCAUCUCCUCCCAGGAGGGCCCGUCAUGACACCCCAGAUCCCUUUCCCCCAAGGAGAUUCCGUCGUGACUCCGACACAUCUCCUCCUAGAAGGGUCUCGGGUGUCUCUCCCCCCAGAGGGGUCCAUAACCACUCCCCUGACACAGCCACACACAGGAGGACUUUUGACCCUUCAGACCCACAGCCUCUCAGGAGGGCCCGUCAUGACUCCCCGGAUUUGGAGCUGCCCAGAACUAAGAGUAGUAAAGCUGCGUCCUCUAGCAAGACUGUACUUCAGAGGGGGCUGGGACCCUUUCACUUGUCACUCUCCAAGGUCAGCAAGUGUGGGCAGGACUCAGAUGACCUUUCUCAGCAGAAAUGGCAGCUUGAUCCUCAAGGUGUCUGCCAAAAAGCCUCUGAUUCAGACCUUUGUCCUCCAUGGCAAAAACAAAAUCCAGGACACCAGGAUUCUGACUCAGAUCUGUCACUGCCACGGAAGAGACAGAAGCGCCCGAGCUCUGACUCUGACCUCUCUCCACCCCAGAGAAGACAGAGGACCAAAACUUCUGAUUCGGAUCUCUCUCCUCCUCGAAGGAGUCCCCGUCCCGGGAGGAAGACUGCACGCAUGUAUUCUGGAGUAAAAACUGGGCUGGUGCCCGAUGUCCAGCGGGAGCAGCAGGAACUCCAGAAACAGGACCGAGACACCACAGCCCUUGCAGCUCAGUUUGAAUUCGCUGAAACUGUAUUUCGAGACAAGUCUGGUCUGAAGACAAAUUUGAAGCUGGAACGCCUGGAGCAGAGGAGAAAAGCAGAGGACUCAGAACGAGAUGAGCUCUAUGCCCAGUGGGGCAAAGGGCUUGCUCAGAGCCGGCAACAGCAGCAGAAUGUAGAAGAUGCCAUGAAGGAGAUGCAGAAGCCUCUGGCCCGCUAUAUCGAUGAUGAAGAUCUGGAUCAGAUGCUGAGAGAACAAGAAAGAGAGGGGGACCCGAUGGCCAACUUCAUUAAGAAGAAUAAGGCUGAGGAGAACAAGCACAAGAAAGCCAGGCCUCGCUAUAAUGGUCCUGCCCCUCCUCCCAAUAGAUUCAGUAUCUGGCCUGGCUACCGCUGGGAUGGAGUGGACAGAUCCAAUGGCUUCGAACAGAAGCGCUUUGCCAGGCUCGCCAGCAAGAAGGCUGUGGAAGAGCUUGCCUACAAGUGGAGUGUGGAGGACAUGUAG